CUGAGGUCGGGGGGCUAGGCUGCUCCGUCGCGGUGCUGGGUUGGAUCGCUUUCGCUUCGUGGCCUCUGGACUGUGCAGAGCUGCCCUUGGGCUGGUGGGAGGAGUCUCCGAGCUCCUGUCGCCCUCUGCGCCCCCAGCCUCCAGAGCCAGCCUCUGAACUCCUUGUCGCCUUGGGGCAGGGCUCCGGCACCAGAUCCGGGGCCCCCGGGAGGUUAGUUGUAUCUGUCACAGCCUAGUUCAGACCCCUGUGAUCACAACACAGAAUUAUUCCAACAGGCUCCUUGGCGUUCCUGAACAAUUCAUCUUGGUGUGCUGUUUUCCGGUUGUGAUCGCACCAUGGAAAACCAGUUGGCUAAGUCAACUGAAGAACGGACAUUUCAGUACCAGGAUUCUCUUCCAUCACUGCCUGUUCCUUCACUUGAAGAAUCAUUAAAGAAAUACCUUGAAUCAGUAAAGCCAUUUGCAAAUGAAGAAGAAUAUAAGAAAACUGAAGAAAUUGUUCAAAAAUUUCAAAAUGGUCUUGGAGAAAAAUUGCAGCAGAAAUUACUUGAAAGGGCAAAAGGAAAAAGAAAUUGGCUGGAGGAGUGGUGGCUGAAUGUUGCCUACCUGGAAGUUCGUAUACCCUCCCAACUGAACGUCAACUUUGUGGGGGCUGCGCCCCAUUUUGAACACUACUGGCCUGCAAAGGCAGGCACUGAACUGGAAAGAGGAAGCAUAAGUCUUUGGCAUAACAUGAACUACUGGCAGCUGUUAACAAAAGAAAAACUGCCUGUUGAUAAAGUUGGGACUACUCCUCUAGAUAUGCACCAAUUCCGAAUGCUGUUUAACACCUGCAAGGUUCCAGGAAUUACUAGAGAUUCAAUUAUAAAUUAUUUUAGGACUGAGCAUGAAGGGCAUUGCCCAAGUCACAUUGUAGUGCUGUGUCGAGGCCGAGUUUUUGCCUUUGAUGUAAUACACGAAGGAUGUUUGAUCACCCCACCAGAGAUUCUCAGGCAAUUGACGUAUAUUCAUAAGAAGUGCCAUAGUGAACCUGUCGGACCUGGGAUAGCAGCAUUAACUAGUGAGGAGCGAACUCGAUGGGCCAAGGCACGAGAAUAUUUAAUUAGCCUUGAUCCAGAGAACUUGACUAUUUUAGAAAAAAUUCAGAGCAGUUUACUAGUAUAUUCCAUAGAGGAUGGCAGACCACACAUAACACCAGAAGAUUAUUCUGAGAUUACUGCAAUGAUCCUUAUUGGAGACCCAGCAGUACGCUGGGGUGACAAGUCGUAUAACUUGAUUUCCUUUUCUGAUGGAUUAUUUGGCUGUAUUUGUGAUCAUGCUCCUUUUGAUGCAAUGGUUAUGGUAAACAUCAGCCAUUAUGUUGAUGAGAAGAUUUUAGAGAAUGAAGGAAGGUGGAAGGGUUCAGAAAAAGUACGGGAUAUACCACUUCCUGAGGAGCUUGUCUUCACUGUGGAUGAGAAAAUAUUAAAUGACAUCAGUCACGCUAAAGCCCAGUAUUUAAAGCAGGCAUCUGAUCUACAGAUUGUGGUGCGUCCCUUUAGAUCUUUUGGCAAACAGCUAACCAAGAAGAAGAGGCUUCAUCCUGAUACGUUUAUUCAGCUUGCACUUCAUCUGGCCUAUUAUAGACUUCAUGGACGCCCUGGUUGCUGCUAUGAAACAGCUAUGACAAGAUAUUUUUAUCAUGGUCGUACAGAGACUGUGCGAUCAUGUACAACAGAAGCAGUCAGGUGGUGCCAAUCCAUGCAGGACCCUUCUACCAGUCUUCUUGAGCGGCGGCGAAAGAUGUUACAAGCUUUUGCAAAACAUAAUAAAAUGAUGCAAGAGUGUUCAGCUGGAAAAGGAUUUGACCGACAUCUUUUAGGUCUUUUACUCAUAGCAAAAGAGGAAGGUCUCCCUGUCCCAGAACUCUAUAAGGACCCACUUUUCUCCAAAAGUGGAGGAGGUGGAAACUUUGUUCUCUCAACAAGUCUGAUUGGUUACUUAAGAAUCCAAGGAUUGGUGGUUCCCAUGGUACACAAUGGCUAUGGAUUUUUCUAUAGUAUCAGAGACGACAGGUUCGUUGUGGCCUGUUCGGCCUGGAAAUCAUGUCCAGAGACUGAUGCAGAAAAACUAGUUCGGCUGAUUUUCCGUGCUUUCCAUGACAUGAUGCAGCUGAUGAACUCUGCUUAUCUUUAGAGAGUAUUCAUGAAGCACUUAACCAAAAUACAUCCUUUAAACUGGGUGCUGGGAGUAGGCUGCUGAGGUGAGACUUGAAAGAAACCUGUUAAGUGUAGAAAUUUAUAGAAUCAUGCUCUCUAAAUUUAUUCUGACAUAGAAAGUAGAAAUAUUUUUAAGCUUCCUCUGAUGCAGCAGCAAUGCAAAUAUUAUGACAUAGUGAAUACAGAACUAUGCAAAGUUUAAGAUAAGCCUCAACAAUGCAAAUCUACAACUUUUAACAAUGCAAGUCUUAUUCUAAUUUUUCAAUAUUUUUGUUGGUACCUGCAUGGGUUAUAAAUUAUCUCUCUAAACAUUGUAGAGUCUAUCUUUCAAGCACUUUAACAUUUUCUAGUUGCCAGUGAGUGUGAAAUACACGAUUGGAUGCUCAUUUCCUUGAAAUCUGUCUCCCACACAUCGCAGGAAUACAAGCCUACUAUAUUUGGGAACAACCACUACAAUUUAAUGAUCUAACAGAAAAAAAAAAAAAGAGUUUCUGUUGAACACACAGAAUUAAGUUGUAGAAGGGAGGUUUACGCCCUCUGACACACAAAAAAAAGCCCUAACAAAAUGCAUUAUAGUAUAUUGUAAUUAGUUUUGUGAAUAUAAAAUUAAAGCACUUAUAUUUAAAAAUAGUUGUCAGUGACUUUAAGAGGAUUAAAUAUUGAAUAUCAGAAUCUCAGGAUUUUACAGUUUUUUCUCCUCUCUUCAGUUUUGUAGUUUUUACUCUUAGAAAGUAAAAUUCUCAAAAUCAUAUAGUUUCUUGUUUUGUGUUUGAAUAAGUGAUUCAUUCUCAUUUGACUUUAUACUUUCUGAUCUCAGUUAUGUAUUGUUGUGUAAUAAACCAGCCAGAACGUACUGUC
Hipposideros armiger (great roundleaf bat) is the source of this 3056-nucleotide messenger RNA. It is a transcript of the gene CROT, whose product is annotated as carnitine O-octanoyltransferase. The transcript has 18 exons. The coding region runs from base 337 to 2175 and encodes 612 amino acids. The record is from RefSeq and is a predicted model, not a curated record. Gene Ontology annotation, molecular function: carnitine O-octanoyltransferase activity. NCBI's taxonomy places the organism in Eukaryota, Metazoa, Chordata, Mammalia, Chiroptera, Hipposideridae. Gene Ontology annotation, cellular component: peroxisome.